This is a messenger RNA of Aspergillus costaricaensis CBS 115574, 1846 nucleotides long. Its product is annotated as PRKCSH domain-containing protein. The record is from RefSeq and is a predicted model, not a curated record. Lineage: Eukaryota; Fungi; Ascomycota; Eurotiomycetes; Eurotiales; Aspergillaceae. Gene Ontology annotation, biological process: retrograde protein transport, ER to cytosol; endoplasmic reticulum unfolded protein response. The coding region runs from base 207 to 1727 and encodes 506 amino acids. Gene Ontology annotation, cellular component: endoplasmic reticulum lumen. The transcript has 2 exons.
UCUGAACCUUAUGCUAUCAUAUUUACAAUAAUGUUCCCUUGAUCGUAUUCCCCGUGUAUUCAUUCCUACCCCUCACUAAGCCACUGGCCACCCGUCUCCGUCACGCACCCAAUCAGGCCAGAUCGUCGCAUUCAGGAACACCGCGGCCGGCGGCCUUGACCCCGACCCUUCUCAAUUGAUACCCCGUCUCCUUUCUACAAUCGACCAUGCCUCGUCGAAACCAGGCGGCACAUAUUCUGCUAGCGCUGGCAUGUGCCAGCUCUACAGCUUGGGCCAGCAGGAAGGCCUUCAACAUCAACGAUGACCUAUUAGCUUACCCUCAAUUUGAGGUGCAUUUCCCCGAUGACUACGUCCUCGAUUCCCACGCCAGAGAGCUCCUACGAGAGCGCAGUGAUAGCUCUUCGACCUUCGCCGAUAAUCAAGAGAAGUCCGCCCAAGUGUACCUAGGCCGCAAUACCCAUGACAACAACCACGCAACCCCCCGCGAUGGCGACGACGGAUUCAGCUAUGAGGAAAUGCUUCUGGGAGAACAGCGGUUCCUCUGUCAGAUCCCCCGCGUCGAUGUUGACGACCGGACCAAUGCCACCGGACAUCCUCUCGAAGCGGACGAGCAGAAGGAGCUGGCGCGCGCGAUGGAUCGGGGCCUGGAGCUCCUGCGCGAGAUGGAGGGGAAAUGCAUGUAUUAUAUAUCCGGAUGGUGGUCCUACUCUUUCUGCUACAAGAACCAGAUUAAGCAGUUCCACGCCCUCCCUUCGGGAAGUGGCGUUCCCAACUACCCGCCUAUGGAGGACCAUACAACCCACUCCUUCAUUCUGGGCAAAUUCCCUCAGGGAGAGGGCGACGAAGAUGAGGUAGAAGGGGCUUCAGACCAGAAGAAAGCUGUCACAGACGUGGCAGAGCUCCAGACGAAGGGCGGCUCCAGGUACUUGGUGCAACGAUUGGAUGGCGGCACGAAAUGCGACCUGACAGGUCGAGACCGGAAGAUCGAGGUCCAGUUUCAUUGCCACCCUCAGUCGACAGACCGCAUUGGUUGGAUCAAGGAGCUGACCACAUGCUCCUACCUCAUGGUCAUCUACACCCCGCGUCUAUGUAACGACGUUGCCUUCCUGCCGCCCCAGCAAGACGAGGUACACGGCAUAGAGUGUCGCGAGAUUCUAGACCCGGAGCAAGUAUCGGACUGGGAAGCGCUCCGGGAGUACCAGUUGGCGCAGCGACUGGUAGAGUCCGCCGUGAUGGAGGAGUUCCCGGUCGUCGGAGAUAUCCAGGUCGGUGCUCAGAAGCUGGUGGGAUCGGAAGGCAAGGAGAUCGAGAAAGGACGCGUCGCGUGGGCUGGAGAAGAGAUCAUUGAGGUUGUGGCCAAGCGCGAAAACGGAGAAGUGCAACAAUUGUCCCGCGAGGAUCUGAAAAAGCACGAUCUGGACCCAGAGAAGCUCGAAACGUUGAAGAAGCGCUUGGAGGAGUGGGCCAAGGGCAAGGACUGGACGCUCGAGGUUAUCUCGGUCAAUGGCGAACGUCAGCUGCGCGGCCUCGUUGAUGAUGACGAGGAGGAGGAAGACAACGGAGAGGGCUCCCAGGAAGAGAUGGUCUCGGAUGCUCCUUCCAAGGAGACGACUGAAGCAGAGGCGGCAGGGCAGGAGCCACAACCGCAGCACCAGGAAGAACAGCAGCCAUUGGAGACCGACGAAGUCGAGGAGGUAAGCAAGAAGAGGGUGAAGGAUGAGUUGUAGUAGCUAUUGUGAGGGCUUUGCUUUUGCUCGAUCGGGGUGCCCUUGUGCAACUUCCUUUUUGCGUCUACCAUGUGUUUUCUUCUUCUAGCGUGCGUUCGUAGUAGCUACGGCUGAUUAUA